Messenger RNA from Ziziphus jujuba (common jujube), 732 nucleotides. Its product is annotated as histone H4. Gene Ontology annotation, cellular component: nucleosome. The coding region runs from base 187 to 498 and encodes 103 amino acids. The record is from RefSeq and is a predicted model, not a curated record. The transcript has 2 exons. Gene Ontology annotation, biological process: nucleosome assembly. NCBI's taxonomy places the organism in Eukaryota, Viridiplantae, Streptophyta, Magnoliopsida, Rosales, Rhamnaceae. Gene Ontology annotation, molecular function: protein heterodimerization activity; structural constituent of chromatin; DNA binding.
GCGGAUCGUCCCGAAAGUAACACUCCUUCGUGUCUACAUAUAAAUACCACAAGAUACCAAUCCUUCCGUUUUCAUCUUGCAAUCUUCCUCUCUCUCUCUCUCUGGUUCUUCGUCGCCGUUAGUGUUGCUUCAGAUCGGAAGCUCGCAAAUCAGUUUCAGGAAUCUAGCUACUACUUGGAAAUCAGAAUGUCUGGACGUGGAAAGGGAGGCAAGGGGCUCGGAAAGGGAGGUGCGAAGCGUCAUCGCAAAGUUCUUCGCGAUAACAUUCAGGGAAUCACAAAGCCAGCCAUUCGUCGUUUGGCUCGCAGAGGUGGAGUGAAGCGUAUCAGCGGCUUGAUUUACGAGGAAACCCGUGGGGUGCUCAAGAUCUUCCUCGAGAAUGUUAUCAGAGACGCCGUGACUUACACCGAGCAUGCCCGCCGGAAGACCGUGACGGCCAUGGACGUGGUCUAUGCUUUGAAGAGGCAGGGUAGGACUCUGUACGGUUUCGGCGGCUAGGGUUCCAAUUGACCGGAAGGGAAAACUAAAAAAGUCUUGCUCUCAAGAAAAAAAAAAAUGGAUGGGUUUAUGUUAAUUGGGCUAAUUAGGUAUUAGUUUAACAAUGUUUGUGGGCAUUGUAAUUACUUGGUUUCAAUUUUAUUAGACUUUUAUUUUCUUUUUCUUUUUGUGGUUUACUUUGUGGUCUGUUCAACUAUCCCUAAAAACUGGAAUUGAAACUGUUCUGUUUCUAUA